Messenger RNA from Vittaforma corneae ATCC 50505, 549 nucleotides. RefSeq lists its product as uncharacterized. The record is from RefSeq and is a predicted model, not a curated record. Bases 1 to 549 code for a protein of 182 amino acids. Lineage: Eukaryota; Fungi; Microsporidia; Nosematidae. Gene Ontology annotation, biological process: translation. Gene Ontology annotation, cellular component: cytosolic large ribosomal subunit; ribosome. The transcript has a single exon. Gene Ontology annotation, molecular function: structural constituent of ribosome.
AUGAUGUUCAUGUUCAGUAAGCAGAACUACAGUAAAUGUAACCUCAAGGAAUUUAAAGUGGUUGGAUGCAAAAAUCCUUCCGAGAAAGAGCCUCAACCGCAGCUCUUCACUUCGAAUAUUUUUGCAGAGAAUUCCGUUGUUGCCAAAUCCAAGUUUUCUAAGCUGCUCAAAGACCAGUUUAAAAUAAAAGCAACCAAUACGGUCAUUGUCAGGCUUGAGGAGAUUGAGCAGGAUAAUGAUUUUGAAGUCAAGAACUAUGGCAUUAGGUUCACCUACAGAACUAGAACGGGACUUUGCAAUGCAUAUAAGGAAGUAAGACACAUCAACCGAGUGCUUGCUGUCCAGGAUCUCUAUACCGAGUUUGGAUCAAAGCAUAAGCUCAAGAAGCACGAGUUUUACAUUAUUGAAGUCAAGCAACUUGCUGACGAUGAGGUUACCAAGAGUAGAGUCCUGCCGUAUGUUGGAAAGGAUGUGAAGUUCCCAGUGUUCUUUAAGCAGUCUAAUACUGAUGCCGAAGUUGUUCCAGUAUCAACUAAUAUUUUUAAUUAA